This is a messenger RNA of Rotaria sp. Silwood1, 2148 nucleotides long. NCBI's taxonomy places the organism in Eukaryota, Metazoa, Rotifera, Eurotatoria, Philodinida, Philodinidae. The record is from the annotation of a GenBank genome assembly.
AUGGCUAGCACAAAGCAGAAAAUAGAUCGAUGGUCUGCAUCAGAAAAAACAACGUUAAACGUUACACCACUUAGGAAUAGUCCAACAUCAAAGAUCGAUUUAAGUUUAACAUCAUCAAUGUCUACUAACGAUGAUUCUAAUAAAAAUUCAGGCUUAAUUAUUACAAAUAGUGACAAUACUGAACAUCUUAAUUUACCUGAAACUACUCUAAAAACGAUCUCACCAGCACGAUCAACACCAAUAACAUCAGAAGCUAUGACACAACAAGUUCUUCGUCUUGCUGAGAAAAUCAAUGAUCAGUAUUUAACAUGUAAAAUAUGUCUGGAACCAUUCAAAGAACCAAAAUGUUUAACUUGUUUACACACAUUUUGUGAACAAUGUAUUGAAAGUCAUGUUUCUGCUCAAAGAUCAUAUAAAUAUUCUGAUUAUCGUGAAUUUGCAUGUCCAAUAUGUCGAAAAAAAACGGCUAUUCCAUCAGGUGGUGUUCAAAAAUUGCCAGACAAUUUUCUUAUAGCUGGUUUAUCAGAAAUGAUAACUCAAAAAAAUUUAGGACCAAAUGGUUCAAUGAAAGUUUUAACAAAUUGUGAAAUAUGUAAAGCUGUUAAUGAUCGUGAACGUGAAGCAACAUCACGAUGUCUUGAAUGUCAAAAAUUUCUAUGUCGUCAUUGUGUACAAGCACAUCAAACAAUAACAGUUACACGUCAUCAUUCAAUAUAUGAAUUAGAAAUUGAAAAAGAUAUUUUAUGCAAACAUCAUCUAACAGAAUUUGUUCGUUAUUAUUGUGAACAAUGUGAAACAUGUAUUUGUAUUGCUUGUACAUAUGCUGAUCAUCGUGAUCAUGAGUUAUUAGAUUUUCGUUCGGCUGCUGCUAAUCAUAAAGCAUAUAUAAAUGAUUGUCUUGAGGGUUGUAAAACACGUAUGAAAGAAUUAGAAGCAUAUUUAAAUGUUAUACGUCGUUGUGAUGCUAAUAUAGCACAAAUUGAAUCAAGUAUACAUUCAUUAGCAAGUACAUUUGAAAAAUCAUUACGUAUAAAAGAACAAGAACUUAUACAACAAAUAUCAGCAUUAUAUGGUGAUGAAACAAAUGAAUUUAUCAAACGUCGAGAAGAAUUAGAUGAAUAUUUUGAACAAAUAAAAAAUACAUGUUCAUUAACAGAACUUGUUAUUAAUGGAAAAGAUAUUGAAUUAUUAUUAGUUAAAAAACAAUUAAUGGAAAAAUUUCAUGAACUUGAUGCUGUUGAACUUGAUCCAUUACCAGAAAAUAUUUGUAUGAGAAUUGAUUUUCAACCUGGACAAUUAAAUUUGGGUACAUUAAAAAUAUGUGAAAUGACACCAAUAGAUGAUGAUGAACGUGAAGGUGAACUAGAAGAUGAAGAAGAACAUGAACAACAACAACAACAAGAACAAGAACAACAACAAGGACAUGAUGCGGUUUUAGAAGAAUAUGAAGAAGACGAAGAAGAAGAAGAAGAGGAAGACGAUAAUGAGAAUGAUGAUGAAAAGAAAAUAAAAAAUGAUGUUGAUAAUACAAACAUUCAUUCAGAACCAAGUAAAACAUUUGUUUCAAUAGCCAUUCAAACGGAAGAUGUGACAACAACGACACAAGCUGUACAGACAAUGGAUAUAUCAAUUUCAACUAAUGAGCUUAAUUUCGAAAAUGGUAAUUUUUCAACAUCACCCUUAUCUGUUGAAGGAAAUGGUUCUCUUUCUCCUACUACCUUAGAAACAUCAUCUUCUGCACCUCCGGCUAUUUCUGAUACGAAUAGCAAUAUAUAUGAACAAAGUAAUAAAUUAUCACGUCGUGUUCGUCGUUUACUUAAACCAACAUGCAGUGUAGCUGUUUUACCUAAUACAGACGUUAUUAUACUUGAUUGUGAACAAAAUCUUGCAUCAAUUCUUGACAAAAAAGGCAAAUUUAAAUAUUGUUUUACAUCAGAAAUUCCUUCAGCUGAACGUAAAGGUUUUGCUGUCGCAGGUUUUUCAUCAACAGCUAAUAUUAGUAAUGCUCCCGCUGGUUCAAAUCGAACUGUUCGUAUACCAACACAACAAGGUUUAUUAUGUAUUAAAUUGAAAGGUGAACGUGUUAGUGAAUUACCAUUAGGUUUUACCGUACAUGCUUUCAAUUCAAUAUCAGAAGGUGACGGUUAA